AUGUUCUUCCAGGUUCCGUUGCGGGACAAAGCGGUUGCGGGGGCAAUGCUCAAAGGCCAUUCGUUCCCUGGUAUUCUUUGCCCCGGCGGCCUGAAGCUCGCAGCAGGACGUAGGUGGGCUUUUCGCCCACGCAUCGCUGUCAGGACCCGCCGAUCAACGCGAGACGGCGGCGCCAGCUUCCAACGAGCCCUGACUAAUCGAUCUAGUCCGGCAACAUGUUACGCGGGGGUACCCAAGGGUAAUGCCCUCCAGAAGGGUGUCGGGUACCUAGUGUUGGGUUGCGGACCCGGCUGUCUACCCAUUCAGCGGAGCAGCAGGCGCAUCAAGGGCCCUUCAUGGAUGAGGGGAAAAUGGAGAUAUUCGCUCGACUAGGGGCGCUUGACUACCCGUGUCAACACAAUGAAGUUUAGUGAGAGGAGUAUUCCGUUUUCCAUUUACCAAAAGUACAAGUCUAUACUGUAUCUCAGUCUCAGGGGUAUGUAUCGUUGGGCACAAGACUAGGACUGCGACUCAACACAUCCUAGAUAUACAUACAGAUGUCCACUUUUAUCUUUGCAUAUUAAAAC
Messenger RNA from Pyricularia oryzae 70-15, 566 nucleotides. RefSeq lists its product as uncharacterized. The coding region runs from base 1 to 372 and encodes 123 amino acids. The record is from RefSeq and is a predicted model, not a curated record. The transcript is spliced from 2 exons. Lineage: Eukaryota; Fungi; Ascomycota; Sordariomycetes; Magnaporthales; Pyriculariaceae.